AACAUCAGCACUUGGGUAUCAUCACUUCAUCACAGCAAACCCAUUUCUCAGGUUUAAUUCUGGAAAGUUUCUUGUUUACCCUUCCUUCCCUCCUCUGUUGAGCUUGAGCCUCAUCCUCUAUAGUCGUCAAGGCCCGCACCAGAGCACCUCUUCUCUUCUGUCUCAAGCGCCCGAACACCCUUAAUAGUUAAAUACUAAAAGAGGCGUCAAAACAAGUAGCAGACUACCCCAGAAGAAGAAGAAGAAGAAGAAGAAGAAGACAAGCAGAGAAUAUCUUGGAUGGCGAUUGUACCUUGCGGUAGCACAUGGGUUGUUCAAUGGGGAAUUCAACCAAAAACUAUGUUAAGGCCCUCAGUCACGAACAAGUUGUUGAUGUCAUCCCAACGUGGAAUUUCAGGCAAGAUAAAAUAUUUGGCAUCAAAAAAUUCGAGCUUAUUGUCACAAGAUUCCUGGCAUGCAAUGUUUAGUACAAGGCCAAUUCAAAAUGUUCGUCAUCAAAGGGGUGCAAGGCUCAUUGUUAGAGCUGACAGUGAUUAUUAUUCUGUUCUUGGUGUGUCAAAGGGUGCAAGUAAAUCUGAAAUAAAAAGUGCUUAUCGGAAGCUUGCAAGGAAUUACCAUCCUGAUGUUAACAAAGAACCUGGAGCAGAGAAGAAAUUUAAGGAGAUAAGCAAUGCCUAUGAGGUCUUGUCAGAUGAUGAGAAACGGUCCUUGUAUGAUAAAUAUGGAGAGGCUGGGCUUAAGGGUGCUGGUAUGGGCAUGGGGGAUUUCAGCAACCCAUUUGAUCUGUUUGAGUCAUUAUUUGAAGGCAUGGGAGGUAUGGGUGGCAUGGGUAUGGGAGGCAGAGGUUCCAGAAGUAGGGCAGUGGAUGGCGAUGACCAGAUUUAUAAUUUGGUCUUGAAUUUUAAAGAAGCAGUUUUUGGGGUGGAGAAGGAGAUUGAGGUAACCCGGCUUGAGUCCUGUGGUAACUGCAGUGGAUCAGGAGCAAAGCCUGGGACCAAGCCAACUAAAUGUAGCACAUGUGGUGGGCAAGGUCAAGUUGUUUCAUCGGCUAGGACCCCAUUAGGGGUUUUCCAGCAAGUAAUGACCUGUUCUGCUUGUGAAGGGACUGGUGAGACAUUCACUCCUUGCAAUACAUGUGGAGGGGAUGGGCGAGUCAGGAAGACAAAGCGGAUUAGUCUGAAAGUCCCUCCUGGUGUGGACUCCGGUAGCCGAUUGAGGGUCCGAUCAGAAGGUGAUGCUGGGAAGAGAGGUGGAUCCCCUGGAGACCUUUUUGUUGUUAUUAAUGUUCUUCCAGACCCUGUACUCAAACGUGAAGACACAAACAUCUUGUACACCUGUAAGGUGUCAUACAUUGAUGCUAUAUUAGGGACAACAAUUAAGGUUCCAACUGUGGAUGGCAUGGUCGAUUUGAAGAUUCCUCCUGGUACCCAGCCAAACACGACACUGGUGAUGGGAAAGAAAGGUGUGCCACUACUAAAUAAGAGUAACAUGAGGGGUGAUCAGUUGGUUCGUGUUCAAGUCGAGAUCCCAAAAAGGUUGAGCAAUGAAGAAAGGAAACUCAUCGAAGAGCUUGCCGACCUCAGCAAAGCCAAGACUGCAAACAGUAGAAGAUAGUUGUGGUAGUGUCACCUGUUGAUUCAUCAUUUGCACUUGCCCCCACCCAUCCAUAUUUUCUGACGAGGACAAAAUUCUAGUUGGCGACGUGUAUUUGCAAAAGGGAAAUUUGAUGCUAAGAUCUCUGGAUUAGGUUGGAAGGGAAGCACUGGUGAGUGUAGUAAUAAUUUGUUUUUUUUUUUUUUUGGUUUAAAUUUUGGAAUAUAGAUUGAUAGGCCAUGAGGAAGGAAUAUUUAGGGGAAAGAUUCUGCUUGCUAAAUCAUUUCCAUUCACCUGAUAAUUGAGACUGAAAAAUAUAUAACACCAGAAGAUCCUGGUUUUAUCCA
Molecule: messenger RNA, 1940 nt
Organism: Macadamia integrifolia
Lineage: Eukaryota; Viridiplantae; Streptophyta; Magnoliopsida; Proteales; Proteaceae
Product: chaperone protein dnaJ A6, chloroplastic-like
Exons: 8
Coding region: 280-1614 (444 amino acids)
Biological process (GO): protein refolding; response to heat
Cellular component (GO): cytoplasm
Molecular function (GO): ATP binding; heat shock protein binding
Source: RefSeq, a predicted model, not a curated record